Helicoverpa armigera (cotton bollworm) is the source of this 1790-nucleotide messenger RNA. RefSeq names its product doublesex- and mab-3-related transcription factor 2 (gene dmrt11E). Bases 399 to 986 code for a protein of 195 amino acids. Gene Ontology annotation, biological process: sex differentiation; regulation of transcription by RNA polymerase II. The transcript has 3 exons. Gene Ontology annotation, molecular function: DNA-binding transcription factor activity, RNA polymerase II-specific; RNA polymerase II cis-regulatory region sequence-specific DNA binding. Gene Ontology annotation, cellular component: nucleus. The record is from RefSeq and is a predicted model, not a curated record. NCBI's taxonomy places the organism in Eukaryota, Metazoa, Arthropoda, Insecta, Lepidoptera, Noctuidae.
UUACGUUUAUUUGAAGAUGAAGAAGUCUUUGAAAUAAUUUAAAUUAGGUACGCACAAAGAAACACUUAAAUAUGACCGAACAACCGAUUAAUGUAUCAUUUUGCUACGAAAAAAUAAAACUUUUACAAUACUAAACCGUUUGGUGUCGCGCCGCCCGCCCACACCGGUAUUCUCGGCCAAUGGAGAUGCGAAUGGGGCGGAGCGAUGGCUGCCACAGAACUCUUAAAACUUGAAGCCCACUUUACAGCCGUCAAUCUGAAACGAUAUUUCAGCGUCAACAUGACUCGAUGUCGCGCCUCAUUUGUAUUUCUGUAAUCCGUGUGCUCGGCUCGUGUAUCAUGAAUUAAGUAGGUAGGAGGUGGUUGUGUCGCUACUAAAGUUCCGGGAUACAUAAACAAAUGCAAAACGAGGGUGUGGUGGAGAGUGGUCCUGGGAACAGUCGGAAGGCGCUGAGGACUCCGAAGUGUGCGCGAUGUCGCAACCACGGCGUGAUCUCGUGCCUGAAGGGACACAAGAGGUUGUGUCGCUGGAGGGACUGUCGGUGCCCUGGAUGUCUGCUGGUGCUGGAGCGACAGCGUGUCAUGGCUGCUCAGGUGGCUCUCCGCCGGCAGCAGGGUGCAGGCGAUGGUGAGGCUCGCGACGGUGAGGCAGCCGCGUUGGCAGCUCGUAAGCGAGCUUACCGCGCCCGGCUGCGAUGCAUGCAGAUGUCCAGGACAUGUCCGAUACAGCCCUCGAUAUAUGGUACGGAGCGGGUGUUCUCAAAUGACCCAGCAUGGAACGAGCGCGUGCGCCGCCGUCGAGCCUUUGCUGACGUCGAGUUAGAGCGCGGGGCGGCGCCUCUGCCGCCGGCUGCCCCGCCUGCCGCACUACUCUGCAGAAACUUGCUCGCAGCACUGCUCACUACUUACGCACCAAUACCACCGCACAAUGAACCACAGAGGAAAAAACUCUCUUUUUCCAUCGAAUCUAUCAUAGGCGUCCAGUAGUUUUCAAACUGAGUGAAAAUUUCGGCAAAAGGUAGGUAAAGUAGGCGCAAUGUCCAUGUUAAUUGAAAUAAAAUUCAAACGUCUUUGAACAAUGAGUGCUUUAUUAACGAAAUGUAUGGUAAAAGAAUGUCUAUUGUGAGGUCAUUUUAUUACAACCAGAACUUAGAUUUAAACAACUGAUUAAUAUCUGGAUUAAGAUAACUUUUACAUUUGUUUUUUUUUACUACUUUUAAUUAAUAAUUAAUUUGAUUAAUUAUAUAAAAUGAGUACAGAAUUUACAUUUCAAAAGCGUGUUGUACAAAUAUAUUUUUCUAAAAUUAUAAUUUUUAUAUUGUUAAUUUUGAACGAGUCGCCUAGGGUUAGGCCUUAAAGUAGAGGUAGGUAGUGUCUAUUACAAGAUUCAUUUAUCUGUACUCACUUUAUGUAAAAACAACACAAUGACGUAUGGUAUGUAAUUUUGUACCGGUUGACUUAUAGCUGAAAUUAUGUAUUACAAUACAAACAUUACAGUUGCAACAGUUUCAUGUUAAUUUUUAUGUAAAUAACUUACACAUUUGCCUACAGGUGACAAGAAUUUACAUAAAGUAAUUAAAAAUAUAUUCAAUUCAUUUUUAUACAAGAUACAGUAUGCACGGAUAGAUUUCCUAUCGCAAUUUGCAAGAGGACUAACUAAUGGUAGUGAUUUGUAAAUAAAACUAGUGAAAUAAUAUAUGUAAUAAAAUAUUAGUACAUAUCUAAUAAUAGAUUUAAAUAAUGUGGAUAAAGUUAUAAUUAAACAUAUAAUAAAAUCAAAAAAUGGCAGAA